This is a messenger RNA of Alternaria metachromatica, 948 nucleotides long. RefSeq lists its product as uncharacterized. The transcript is spliced from 4 exons. The record is from RefSeq and is a predicted model, not a curated record. The coding region runs from base 1 to 948 and encodes 315 amino acids. NCBI's taxonomy places the organism in Eukaryota, Fungi, Ascomycota, Dothideomycetes, Pleosporales, Pleosporaceae. Gene Ontology annotation, molecular function: protein binding.
AUGCUAACAGCUUCAGCUUUCAUUGAGAGUUUCGGGGAGGAACUCAAGAAGCGCGGAUUGUCCAUUGAUCACCUCGGCAUCAACCCUUGCACUUGGCUUGCUACCAUGUCGCUCCCCUCCAAUGAUGAAAAGGCCGCCAAUACCGCUGAUGCUGCCGCUGCCACCGAAGGUGUCUUGAGCCUCCCCUUUGAGGUGUUUGGCGAGAUCGGUAUUCAUCUCAGCGUCACGGACCUCAACGAGAUGCGUCUUGUCAACAAGCGCAUGAAGGAGGCUGUGGCAUUCCCAUACGGUAAGAAGAUUUUUGUUACUGAGAACAUCGUUAUCUUUCCUACGUUUGCAAGCGUUUCAGCGUUCUUGGUUGGGCUUGGGUUGGAUGGUGCGUAUCCUGGGACGGUUCGAACAAUCACCUUGGUUGGCGAGGGACCGACAACCCCGGAGCUCGGCUACAACUACUCUUGGGAAAAUCUCCACAUUCUCAAGUUCCCCGGCAUGCCAGAGCCGACCGAAGACCAGUUGUAUGAGGAUGAAGAGAUCUUGGAGUUCGCCAAUGAUGAGCACAAACACUGGAGCCGGGUCAACGAGUCAUUCUGUCACACUGGCGCAUACCGUACCAUGCUCAGCCUUGUACUCGCCAAGCUUCCCAACUUGAGGACGAUUCAGGUUCGCAAGCUGUACCCCGGCGAGCACAUCCCUGGUUGGGCCGGGCCGGAGGCUUUGUCGAAGAUGUCGUCGUACCAUCCAUGGACUCCAGUCAACGAGAUAUACUAUGGUGAUUGGAAGUACGACGAGGUACACAAGCGUGUCACGAUGUGGAUAGACGAGUAUGGUGAAGAGAUGGAGGAGGACGAUGCCGGCCCUCAGGCGGGCUUCGAAGAGGAUCUGUUCGCUGCUAUGGCGAUGUCUGGCACUCAUGCUCAGGUCUUCGAGAUGCAUAAAGAGUUGGUCUGA